AUGCAUUGAAAGUUGACAGUGGCUUCUCGUUUCAGUAGCGCUGCUGCUAACCUCUGUGUGAGUGGGGGAAUGUUGCAGUUCAUCCAGAAGCAGAUUCAUGGUCACAUAGUGGAACGCAGGAUUCGCCGGACGCGGCUCGUGACCAAGGAUGGCCACUGUAACAUUGAAUUUGGCAACGUGAAGUAUCACAGCCAUUUUGCUUACCUGAUGGACUUUUGGACCACCUUUGUCGAGAUCCGAUGGCGCUUUGUUAUAUUCUCCUUUGUCGCUGCUUUCACUGGAAGCUGGUUCGUCUUCGGCCUGCUGUGGUACUCGAUUGCAAAGAGCAAUGGGGACUUGGAGGCAGUGGAGGGGGAGCGUUCUGCUGAUGGCCAUACAAAGUGCAUAGACAACAUAAAUGGUCUCACAACUGCCUUCCUUUAUUCUUUAGAGACCCAGACAACCAUUGGAUACGGUGGGCGAGCUCUGACUGGCCACUGCGCUGGCACAGUGGCCCUUCUUGUCAUCCAGUCACUCAUGGGUGCCAUCAUAAACUGCUUCAUGUGUGGCCUCAUUUUGGCCAAAAUAUCUCUACCCAAAAAGCGAGCCAAGACGGUCACCUUCAGCGACACGGCGGUCAUCUGUUUAAAGAAAGGAAGCCUCUGCCUGCAGAUUCGGGUGGCGAACCUACGCAAGACCCUGCUUAUCGGCAGCCAGAUUUACGGGAAGCUGUUGAGGACCACCAUCUCGCCAGAAGGAGAACCCAUCAUCCUAGACCAGGUGAACAUUGACUUCCUGGUGGAUGCAGGCAAGGACAACCUCUUCUUCGUCUGCCCUUUGACGCUGUACCACGUGAUCGACAGUUCCAGCCCCUUUGCAGAGAUGGCGGCGGACACCAUCCAGCAGCAGGAGUUCGAGCUGGUGGUCUUCCUGGAAGGGGUCGCUGAGUCCACCAGCUCAUCCUGCCAGGUGCGCACAUCUUUCAUCCCAAGCGAGAUUCAGUGGGGCUACAGCUUCCUGCCCAUCAUCUCUCGCACCAAAGGGGGCAAGUUCCGGGUCGACUUCUCCAACUUCUCCAAGACCGUACCGGUGGUUACUCCACAUUGUGCCUGCUGCUAUCUGAAUCAACUGAACAGCAAUCUUAUACUUCACCAGCAUGGUCAGCAAGGCAUCGAUAACCCUGGGUUUGACGUUACUUCAAUUAGCAUUGAAGAUUCAAUGGACAACACUCAAAUGUGA
Messenger RNA from Colossoma macropomum (tambaqui), 1218 nucleotides. RefSeq names its product potassium inwardly rectifying channel subfamily J member 1b (gene kcnj1b). Gene Ontology annotation, cellular component: plasma membrane. Gene Ontology annotation, molecular function: ATP-activated inward rectifier potassium channel activity. Gene Ontology annotation, biological process: regulation of monoatomic ion transmembrane transport; potassium ion import across plasma membrane. NCBI's taxonomy places the organism in Eukaryota, Metazoa, Chordata, Actinopteri, Characiformes, Serrasalmidae. The transcript has 2 exons. The record is from RefSeq and is a predicted model, not a curated record.